AUUUUAGAGCCCCAAGAAACUACCAUAACAAAGCUGCGACGGCAAGAGCGACGAUGCAGUGGGGUGCAAAGCUCGCGGUGUUGUAUAUCGCUGCGACGGUUGUCGCGGGUGGGUGCUGCAACAACGAUUGCUCGGGGCAUGGCAAAUGCACUGUCGAGGGAAACGGAUGCGUGUGUCAGUGCUUUGCAGGCUUUGCCGGCGCGGAUUGCUCGAGACGAUCGUGUCCUGUGGGGAAGUCGUGGUCGUCUUUUGCGGUGGCCACGGACGUCGCCCACCUUCCAGGGGUCUGUUCGAACCGUGGCGUCUGCGACGAGAGCUCCGGCGUUUGCCAAUGCGAUCCAGGGUUCACCGGCGCGGCGUGUGACCGCCUCGCGUGUCCCCUGGGCUGCUCGAAUCGCGGCGUGUGCCGAUCGAUCAAGUUCCAAGCGACUCAAAAGGACAGAGGGAUGCCGCCCCCGGUCGUAUACCAGUCCAACUGGGACAGCGGCAUGGUGUAUGGAUGCAUAUGCAAUGAAGGGUUCUUUGGCGCAGACUGCUCUCAACGCCGAUGCCCCGCCGGCGACGAUCCUCUCACUGGAUUCUCUGGGGACCCCAUAUUUGGCCAACAGUUCAAUGAAAAGCAGAGCGUCACGUGCUCGGCCACGAGCGGAUCGUUUACGCUGAGUUUUCGAGGUCAAACGACUGUCCCGAUCAACUCGAACGACCCCGUCGAUGUUUUGACGGCCAAGCUGCAGGCGCUGCCGACGAUCACGCAAGUGCUCGUGCUGUACUCGAGCACGGCCACAACUGCGUGUCCGCCCGGGGGCAACACGAUCGUGAUUGAAUUUGUUCAAAAUUUUGGCCCCUUGCCAUUGCUCGUCGGGAACCCGACCAACUUGGUGUACACAAAUGUGGGCGGCAGUGUCGCGCUCACCGUCGCUCGAUUGCAAGUCGGCAACAAAGAAAACGUGCCUUGUUCGAACCGCGGCACAUGCGACGUCACGAGCGGCAUUUGUACGUGCUACGAUGGGUACACCACGAGCGACGGCAAGGGAGGCCUUGGCACUCGCGGCGACUGUGGCGGGGUCCUUGGAUCCAUUACAGCGUGUCCGGGAGUGGUCACGUGCAGCGGGCACGGGUACUGCACCGGCAGUCCUCAGUACGCGUGUAUUUGCUUUGGCGGGUGGACGUCCGGCGACUGCUCUGUUCGCACGUGUCCGCAAGGCCCUGCGUGGUUUGACAUGGCGGCACAAAACAACGAUGCCCAUCGCUACGCCAUUUGCUCGAACGCAGGCGUUUGCGACUCUGCCACAGGUGUAUGCAACUGCGCGCCAGGAUUUGAAGGCUCGGCGUGUCAGCGAAUGAAAUGUCCUGGUGUCGGCGACCCUCCAUGCUCAGGGCGAGGCCAGUGCUUGACCCAGGAACGCCUAGCGCUUCUCACCACAACAAACGGCGACCCAACUCCGCUGGUCUACGGCUCCAUUCCGAACAAUCCAGCGACAUGGGACUUCAACAAGAUCCAGGGCUGCUUGUGCGACAAAGGCUACGGUGGGCACGACUGCGCUCAGCGUGUUUGCCCCAAGGGGGACAACCCGCGAACGACGGGGCAGGUCAACGAAGUCCAGACCAUCGCGUGUACGGCGACGAGUGCAUCUACGUUUCGGCUGUCGUUUCGAGGCGCAGUGACAGCGCCAAUCACGACGACCGCGACUGCUGCCCAAGUCGGUUCAGCAAUCAAUGUUCUCCCGACUGUCGGGGUCGUGCGGGUGACGUAUUCAAGCGGCGCUGCGGCAUGCACCUCUGGCGGGACAAAUGUCAUGUCGGUCUUUUUCGUGACGGAAAUGGGCGAUGUCCCAGCCAUGCGAGUCUCCGAUGUAGACGCCGCGAAAAUUCCAUCCUUUGUGAUCAACACCGACGGAGUCGCGGGGUCCGUGCGUGGCACGACCGAGAACAUCGAGUGCGCGGGAAGCGGCCUGUGCGACCGAGCGAAAGGCGUGUGCCAGUGCUUCCCCGAGUACUCUGCCAGCGCCAGCGGCAACGCGCCUGGCACCCGCGAGGAUUGCGGUUCGAUUCGCCAGCAUCAGUUGUAUGCGUAAUUCACGAUUUGAUUGGUGGAUGCAA
Messenger RNA from Aphanomyces invadans, 2100 nucleotides. RefSeq lists its product as hypothetical. NCBI's taxonomy places the organism in Eukaryota, Oomycota, Saprolegniomycetes, Saprolegniales, Verrucalvaceae. The coding region runs from base 54 to 2075 and encodes 673 amino acids. The transcript is spliced from 14 exons. The record is from RefSeq and is a predicted model, not a curated record.